CUCACCCAGCCGCCGCCCCUCCAGCCGCCUUCUCUCCCAAUACUCUCCUCUCAGCCCGGCCCCUCCCGGCCUGCGCCAGCCUGGCGCCCAGCUCUAGCGGGCAGCUUUGGGGCUGGUCUCCGCUGCCCCCGAGAGGUCCUUCUCGGUACUGCAGAGUGAGGGGGGCGAGGAGGACCAGCCACCCUCGGGAGGAUCAGUUUGGGGGAGACACCCGGUGCAGGCUAAGCGAAAAGGGGAGCACUAAGACCCAGGGAUAGUGGAGGACUGCAGCAAGAGCUGGAAGAGGAGAAGUAGGCGGUGGGGUGGGGGGGGCUGGGAGCCAUUUGGUACCUUGGUAGCAUCCGAAACAGAAUCUGCCAUAACGACAGAAAUGGCCAGCCAAUCCCAGGGUAUCCAGCAGCUCCUGCAAGCAGAGAAACGAGCGGCUGAGAAGGUGGCAGAUGCCAGGAAGAGGAAGGCCCGGCGUCUGAAGCAGGCAAAGGAAGAGGCACAGAUGGAAGUGGAGCAAUACCGGCGGGAGCGAGAGCUGGAAUUCCAGAGCAAACAGCAAGCGGCCAUGGGCUCCCAGGGAGACCUGUCCGCGGAAGUGGAGCAGGCUACCAGGCGCCAGGUGCAGGGCAUGCAGAGCUCCCAGCAGAAAAACCGAGAACGCGUCCUGGCCCAGCUCCUUGGCAUGGUCUGCGACGUCAGGCCCCAGGUCCACCCCAACUACCGGAUUGCUGCCUAGGACAAACCUAGUGCCUGACUCCUCCUCAAAAGAAAUCCCCAAAUCAGAGUCACCUCCCAUCCUAAUCCUACUCUGUUUUCCAUUCCCUAGAAAUUCGAGGAGGAUCCAAUAAUUCUCCUGUGAAAUAUAGAUACCUGCUCAGACCUGAAUCUCCUUGUUGUUUUUUAACCUUCACUGAGACCUUAUCAAUUCCCAAGUCACCCUCACCCAAUCCCCCUGUGAAAUUUGUAGCAUGAAAAAGCAGGGACGUAGAAAACACCCUAACUCCAGAGCCCGGCAGGCUUGGCUCCCGCUCCUGACCCUGCUACUAGUUGACAGGCAACCGGAACAAGCUACUUAACCUGUAGCCCCAGUGCCUCCCGGGAACAGAAUGCCCACCUUUCCGUGCUGCUGCAGUAAUCAGGAACCAUUCUCUACAGAGCCUCGCAGGUUUCUGGCAUGUAGUAGUUAUGAUUCGAUUAAUGGCAACCCCGUUAUAUUAUUACCACCCCAUGUCCACCUGCCAAAACCUAAACACAGCUGUUUCCUCACUUCUGUCUGUGACUCUAACUCUACUCAUUCGUUCUGUGACCCUAGUAAUUCUCUGAAGAAUUGGUUCUUCCCACCUCUCUUUUCUCAGAGAGCCUGCACUACCUGAAAAGAUAAAAUGAUGAUUUAAUUUAGCCCCUUUACUGUAGUUCCAGAAAGAUGGUGCAUUUUUUAGCCUCUCCUUCAUCUCUCUUAAGUUGGUCUUUCUCUUUAUUGGUUUUCUCCCAUUUCUUAUUACCCCAAAGACCUAUCAGAUGAUCGCUGCUUCCUGAGAUAUGAAGUGAAGCUUGUAACGUGUGUGCAUGGACUUCCUUUGUAACAAUAAAAACUGUCAAUAAAGUGACUAUGGG
Molecule: messenger RNA, 1605 nt
Organism: Eptesicus fuscus (big brown bat)
Lineage: Eukaryota; Metazoa; Chordata; Mammalia; Chiroptera; Vespertilionidae
Gene: ATP6V1G2
Product: ATPase H+ transporting V1 subunit G2
Exons: 3
Coding region: 371-727 (118 amino acids)
Biological process (GO): proton transmembrane transport
Cellular component (GO): vacuolar proton-transporting V-type ATPase complex
Molecular function (GO): proton-transporting ATPase activity, rotational mechanism
Source: RefSeq, a predicted model, not a curated record